Symbiodinium sp. CCMP2592 is the source of this 6144-nucleotide messenger RNA. Lineage: Eukaryota; Dinophyceae; Suessiales; Symbiodiniaceae. The record is from the annotation of a GenBank genome assembly.
AUGGCGCAGAUGGGCUUUGGCAUGCCGCAGCAGCAACUGCUGCAGCAGCAGCAGCUCAUGCAGCAGCAGCAGAUGAUGCAGCAACAGCAGCUGCAGCAGCAACAGCUCAUGCAGCAGCAGGCCAUGCAGCCGCAGAUGAAUCAGCAGCAGCUUCUGCAGCAGCAGCUGCAGCAACAGAUGGGGCAAAACCAGGGCCAGUUCCCUCAACAGCAGGCGCAACAGCAGCUGACGCCCAUGCAGCAGCAGCAGCUGCAACAGCAGCAGCUUCAGCAGCAGCAGUUGCAAAUGCAGCUCCAGCAGCAGACUGGAGGGUCCAUGGGACAGGCCAUGGGCCAGCAACAGCCACAGAUGAACCAGCAACACAUGAACCAACAGCAGCUGCUACAACAGCAAUUGCUCCAGCAACAGCAGCAGCAGGCGCAGCAGGCUGCUGGCAGCUCCCAGCCGUCGGCGAGCGCACAGGGAGCCUCUGCCUUACCUGGGGCCUCCAACUACACGGUCAUCUCAAAGGGCAACGACCAGGGCGAGGUCGUCAUCAGGACCCUGGUGGGCGACUACGUCGAGAAAGGGGCCAAUCAUGGAAGAAAGUUUUUUCAGAAGCUGCCGAACAAGGGCGGGACAGGAGACUUCGUGGAGGUCUACCUCUACUACUGGGACUCCCGGGAUGGACCCAGCUUCGAAGGAUGGUGGUUCGGCAAUAAGCUGGGUGGCACGCAGGUCUGGUCCCACAACUCGGACAAGAGCCUGAUUCCGCCGACCUCGGGGUGGAAGAUCCCUUGGGACGGGCAGGUCCGCCCUACUCUCGUAUUGGGCCCGAAGCAGCAGAUGCACCGCGAGGAAGCCGAGACGAAGCUCAAGGCGAUCUCUGCCGAGGUGGCGAAAGUCGACGCCGAGGCCAAGCAGGCUGUGGCCCAGGCAUCGGCCUUGGGAAACAACCAGUCCAACAUGCAGAGCCUGCUGCAGGCGGAGCAGCUGUUGCAGCCGCAUAGCAACGCCAUGAUGGAGGUGCAGCGCAAGCUCCAGGACGCGCAGAAAGGACAUCCUGGGGACAUCGCGCGCAACUUCAGCCAGCUGGCGAACCAGCUGAGGAUGACACAGCAGCAGGCCCAGCAGCUUACAAACAAGUUCCGCCAGUCCCGCGUACAGGCGGAGUCACAGGCGAAGAUGGCUGAGGCGGAGCUCCGAGAAACGAAGGCCUUCGAGGACAUGAUGCCAGAUGUUAGCCAGAAGUGCACUGCCGCCGAGGAGGCUAUUGAAAAGGCGAUUGCCACGCACGAGGCCAUUGCAGCGUCAAGCGAUGGUGACAAUCAGGUAUCCGCGAGUGUGGAAGAGACAGAAGCUGCCGUGAAAGAAGCAGAGAAAGCGGCCUCUGAGGCCAGUGUGAUUCUUCAAGCGAAGAUGAACCAGGUCCGGCGCUUUGAGUCCCCAAAAGUUCGGGACAACUCUGCCCAGGAGCUUCAGAAAGUGCAGCAGAAGCUCCAAGCCGCUCAAAGCAAGCUGCAGCCCCUGAAAUCCGUGCGUCAAGAGCUCGCCCAGCGAGUGGCUGCGCAACAGGCCCUCAAAGAGAUACAGGAGAAGAUGGCUCCCCUCGAGGAGGACUUCGCCGCCGCCGAGGAAGCGGCAGUUCCCGUCAGCUCCGGCGAUGCCACCGAGGAACAGCAGGCUGCAGCGGAUCAAGCAUUGCAGAAGGUUCAGGACCAGCUGGCUGCCCUGAAGCGCCUUUGCCAGACGAAAAAGCAGCCUGGCGGAUUGGUCCUCGCCGCCGUGGCCAAGGAGCUUGCCUCGCCGGAAGAACGCAUUGCUGAUUUCGACGUCAAACUGAAAGCGCUUCAGGAUACGAAGCGCCAGAGUGGAGAAAGAUUAGCUCUCAAGGCCCUGGCCAAGGAUGCCGAUCAGCGCCUUCAUGCCCUGACAGAGGCCCUUCAGAAGGUUCAAGACCUCCAGGCGCCCCUUAACAGCGAGGAGGAGCUCCCAGCUGGCAAGGCUCUGCAGUCACUUCGAGUCCUUGAGGGCCCAGUGACGGCUUGCGGCACUGCGGCCUCCGUCGCCAAGAUCUUCUUGAUGGUCAAGAGUGUCGAGGUGAACAACUUCUCGCCGCUCCUUGCAGCGGAGGGGCAGGCCAAAAUCAAGCAGUUCCAGAUCCAGCUGGAGGAGAUGACGAAGCGCUUAGCGGAGGUGAAGUCAAAGGCGGCCGAGCAGAAGAAGUUGGCUUACACCAAGGAGGCGCAACGCCUUUCGAAGAGGGCUGAAGAGCUUGCAACGCAGGUGGGAGAGGCUGUUGCCGACCUUGCCGACGACGCAAAGCUGUCGUCUCUGUCGCGGGAGGAGAUCCGAAAGGCGCAGGCGGCGGCCGUCAAGGCAGAGGAGGAGGGCACUGUGGCCGUGCGGCAGGCCAAAGCCGCGUUGUCGCAGUGGCAGAGGGAGGAUGCUGCCGGAGAGUCCGCCCAGGAACUCUCGGAGCUUCACGAGCGCGUGGACAACGCGAGAAGUGCGAUGACGAAGCACGCACGCGUCAGCAAGAGCGUGGACCAGCGUUUGGAUGCCCUGCAGAUGGUCGAGGAGAAGCUGGCAAAGAUGACCGAGUUGGAGUCCCAAGCCACGCGGAUGUCGGACAUCAUUGCCAAGGUCAGUGAAGCUGAUGCUGACGCAAGUCAACUGCAGAAGGCAGAAGAUGCCGUGAAGAUCCUGCAGAGGGAGGUGCGGUCUCAGUCCAGAGACGUGGACAACCAACUGCAGUCCAGGGACGAGGCUCUCAGGGACCUUGCCGAGAAGUUACGGGAUCGACUUACUCCGAUCGUCGCCAAGAUGGACGGGGCGCUGUCCACUCUGAGGACGCACUCGGAGAAAGCCCUGGUCAAGGCAUCGGGAGAGGAAGCCAGCAAGGGCGUCCAGGACAUGGAGGCUGCCGUCAAGGCGGCGACAGAAGCUCAAGAGGCAUUCCAGAAGGCCGUGGCAUCGUCGGAACAACAGGGAGCCGAGCCUGCCCUGGCAGCGCUGGAGGCCGCGAUCAAGGCGGCGAGCAGCAGCGUCAACGGCACAAAGUCCCUGCUCGGCGUGAAGCGGCUGGACCUGAAACGCCUGUCUUCAGAGCUCACGUCCUCUACUCUGGAGGAGAUGGACAAUCUGCAGAAGCGUCUCGACGACGGCUCCACUAAGCUGGCAGAGACGAAGAAGAUCGUGGCAGAUCACCAGAGUGAGGCUCAGAAGAAGGAGCUCGACGUGAAGCUCAAGGAAGCUGCGGAGCUCUGUGAGGCCGCGAAGAAAAGCUGGGAAAAGAUCACCGAGGACAUGCCGACGGAGCAAAAGCGCAGCGAAUGCCGUCAGACAGGCGCUCACAUUAAGAAGGCCUCCGAUGCUGUUACGCAUCUCGACAGGCUAGCCGUCACCACGUGGCGGUCACGCAGCCAGUCAGACAACUCAAUGUUGCCAGAGAUCCAGAGCAUCGUCAAGCAAGUUGAAGCCCAAAAGGCAGAGCUUGAGACACUGAGAUCCCAGCUUCGGGACGUCGAAGCGAAGAUUGCUGGGCAGCGCAUUGCCAAGGAGUCAGUGGAACUCCUUGAUGCCUUGGAGAAGAAGAUGGCAGGCGCAGAAGAGGCGGCAGUACCUCUCUUUGAUGACAGCGUCGAUCUCUGCGCAGCGGUGUUCCUCAAGGGCAUUAUUGAGGCUUGUCAAGCGAGCUUCAAGCGCACGAAUGAGACGGCUGAAACCGUGGUGGAUAAGCUCAUCGUGGCUGAUGACCAGGUUUCAGAGGACAAGUUCAUCUCGUUCCUGACCACACUGCCCGAGCUCCAGGCUUCUGAGAACGUGCCCAUGUACUCCGCUGAGGAGCUAAAGGCAGCCUACCGUGCCUUGCUGCCUCCCCGGAGUGAGACUACGCAGGUUUCCAAAGCCAAGCUUUUGGACACGUUGAAGAAGAGGUAUGUCUGCGUUCAUCCGAUCACCAUCACGGAUAGCCUGGCCGUCAAGGGCGGCAAGACGGUGCGACGCGUUGCCGUGAACGAGGCCCUGGAAGCCUUGGCAGAUCCCGUGGAGGACACGGCCUCCGGGCUGCAAAGGGUUCGGGUGAAAGCGGAGAAGGACGCCCGCGAGGGCUUUGUCACGCUUCAGACCAUCAACGGCACAACCUUUGCGCAGCCCUUCUCGUCUCACCAGGUUUUGACACUCAGAGUUUCGUCUUCCAUUGACGAGAUGAACGAGGCGCUGGCGCAAACAGCCAGGCUACUGGACCUGAAGAUGCAGGCAACCCGAAAUGCAGGCCCUGCCCUCGCUGACCUGAAGGAUCAGGUGGGUCAACUGAGAGGUCGGAUGGCUACCGUGCAGGUGAGCCUCAAUACCAUGAAGAAGAAGCUCUCCGAGACGAAGAGGCUAAUACAAGGCUUUGAGCAGGCGGAGAGCAUGCGAAAGCAGGAGGCCCUCGAUCGCCAUGAAGCCGAGAAGAUGACCUCUCGCGCAAAGGCUCUCAUGGACAAAGUCCGGCCGAAGCUUGAGGAGGUGAUUCCUCAGGCGGAAGCCUUGUUGGAAGCUGGCAUCACCAGCGAAACAGCCGAGGCUUUGAUCAGCUCCGAGAAGGCGAUGCAAGAGCUCUACGAGGCGAUCGUCGACAUGCGGAAUCAGCUGGCGAAGGACAAGCAGGCCGUCCGGUAUGUGCGGCAAGGUCCUUUGCUCCAGGUCUGGGAUGUCGUGACCGGACAUCUCAAUGACAUUUGGACGCCGGAGGAGAAGGCUCAGCAACUCUUGCAGAUCCUGCAGGAGAAAAGGAAGAAGCUGACAUCGGAUGCACAGAGAGCCGUGGCUAGCGCCAUCCGGGAGGCUGCAAACAAGGAAGGGCUCCGCGUGGAGGCUUUGUUCGAGAAGCUCCGCAAAGAGAAAGCCACCAUUCCCGUGCAGGAGCUCUCGACCUUUGUGAGCUCAGCUGCCUUGCAGGCCAGCGAGAUCCAACUCGGCUUAGAGCGGUAUGAGGCCAGUGGCUUCACGAAGUUGGGCCUGACGCUGCUGCUGCAGGACUACAUGAAAUGCAUCAAAGAAGUCGUCAUGACGGACCUGUUUGAUGUUAAGGAAGGAAAGACGGUGAAGAAGCUGUCUUUCGGCGACAUGGUUGAGGUUUUGGAGCCGGGGAAGGAUGACGAGUCUGGCUUGACUCGCUUCCGCUGCCGUGCUUUGAAUGACCUUGCCGAAGGAUGGGUGUCGCUCAAAGGCACUGCGGGAACCGUCUUCCUGGAAAGGUGUGCCAAGCCAUACCUUUGUUGCCGAGAGGAGUUUAUCCUCCAGGGAGCCUUUGAGGCAAGCAGUGAUGAGGUGCUGAAGAUUCAUGCUGGGCAAGUCGUUGAAGUGCUGGAAGGCCCUCGACGAGAACCAGCCACAGAGUGCCUUCGGGUGCGCUGCAGAGCAGUGAAGGAUGGGAAGAUGGGCUUCAUCACCCUCAAGGAUGCCGCCGGCAACGACUUGAGCGAGUCCGUGAAGGUUCUGGUCUGCAGGCUGGGUACCACCCUGACGACCGAUCUUGACGUCAGUGCCAGCAAGACGGUGCGAAAGGUGGAAAUCGGCGAAGUCUUCGAGGCACUGGACUCCGCCAAAGAAGACGAGAAGCGAAAGCUGUCCAGAGUCAAAGUCAGGACUUGGAGGGACGACAAGGAAGGUUGGGUGACGCUCACAGGAAAUUCUGGUACGUGCUACGUCGAGGAGAGCGACCAGCAUCACAUAGUAAAGAAGACCCUUCCGAUGGAAACCGCCUUCCGAAGUGGAAGCGCGGUUCUUCGGCAACUAGAGGAGAAGGAAGUCUUCGAGAUGCUCGAGGCGCCCAAGACGGAGAAGAAGGAGGGAGACCAGCGAAUGCGCGGCCGCCUCGCCGACCAAGAGGGGUGGUUCACACUGUCCAAGUUCCUGACCCCUUGGUCGCCGAGAUAUCGAUGUACCCGCAGUAUCGACCUCACAGAGGGACUCGGAGCCGACUCGGCCGUAGUGAGUAAGCUUCAGUCGGGCGAGCUCGUCGAGGCCUUGGAGCUCCCUCAGUUCGACGACGCGCAAGGCGUCGUGAGAGUCAGGAUCCGGGUGGAGAAGGACAACACCCUCGGGUACGCGACGCUCCGGGAACAGCAGGCUGUCUACUUGGAGGCCCUGGCACCUGAGAAGCCACGCGAGGGGUAA